Molecule: messenger RNA, 856 nt
Organism: Phytophthora nicotianae INRA-310
Lineage: Eukaryota; Oomycota; Peronosporomycetes; Peronosporales; Peronosporaceae
Exons: 2
Coding region: 62-658 (198 amino acids)
Biological process (GO): cobalamin metabolic process
Source: RefSeq, a predicted model, not a curated record
GUUUAUUCGCAACCUCUCAUGAUUCUGACAUGUGAAUGGCACAGCAUUGCAGAAGCUGAAUAUGGUCGAGAUGGAGCUGGAGCCGACAUCGACAACAUUGACGCACCGCGCCGUACGCGGCUGGUUGGAACCGCUACUUCAUCCUACAGAGCUUCGCGAGGGAUUCCAGGUGUCGGUGCACGCGUGUCCGCGGCUGCUGAUGCGUGAACUGAAGCACGUAUUCCCGACGCAGUUCCAGCGCAGCAAGAAUGACGCCGAUGUGUUGGCCGUACUGACGUGCCAGAAGUCGCUGAUGGACUUGAGCGAAUUCGGUGUCGACGCCGAUAAGGAGAAGGACCGAUUGCUCGAGACUUUCAUGGCCUUCGCGCAACAGGUGGCCAACGCACUCAUCGCCAAGAAGUACUGGGCGGAUUUCAUCGACCCGUGCUCCGGGCUGCCGAUGUUGACGCUGUCGAGCAACAAGGUGUACAGCGAGGUGGAUGGCGUGGAGCUACUGCUGCGAUACCGGUGUCUGAGCGCUGGAAUGUGCAAGAUUCUGGUACAUCCAGUUUGGGGCGCUGCCGUAUAUCCGGCCUCAUUAUUCACAACGGCACCCUACGAGGUGGUGAAGGAGGUGCUACAUUCACUCCCAGACGAUGCCUGGAUCGUCGGCACCUAGUGCUUCCUCCAAACAGCUAAGGUUAAACAGCCUCUCGCUUGUACUAAUACCUCCAAUAACCAAGCAUAUCCACACCCGUCCUUGUGAUGACAGCAGCUCUUAAGUUGUACUUGUAGCCGCCAUGCUCAAAAAGAAUGCUGAUGUCCAUUUUACAAUUAUUGAAAAUGUAAUUUGUUCAAUUGAUCUCUUCGACAAUAA